AUGGACGGCAAUUACAACAAUUAUAGCUCCUUCGGCGGCGGCGGUGGAGGAGGAGGAUUCAUGCCGGGCGAGACGAACAGUCCUGCCGGAGGCAAGACCGGUGAUCGGGAUAACAAAACCCUUCGUCCGGUGACAGUAAAGCAAGUCCUCGACGCCUCGCAGCCCUUCCCUGAAGCCCCAUUCCAAAUCGACGGUGCCGACGUCGCCAAUGUCCUCUUCAUGGGCCAAGUACGCAACAUCAGCUCGCAGAGCACAAAUGUUACAUACAAGAUCGACGACGGCACAGGCGAGGUCGAAGUCAAGAAAUGGGUGGACUCGACCACCGCGGAUAACAUGGAUACCGAUGACGGCAAGGCGCCCGGCGAUGGGAAGACUGAGCUCCAGCUCAACGGCUAUGCACGCGUCUUUGGCUCCAUCAAAUCCUUCGGCAAUAAACGGUACAUUGGUGCUCAUUCGGUCCGGCCCUUGUCGAAUAUCAAUGAGCUGCAUACUCAUCUGCUCGAGGCUACUGUUGUGCAUUUAUUCUUUACUCGCGGCCCGCCAGGUAGCGCUCCUGCUGGCGGCAACGCUGCUGGUACUGAUGCUGUUAUGGGUGGUGCGGAUAACUACGGUGCCGGUGCUGGUCAGAACAAGGCUCUUGCUUCGAUGUCGCUUGUUGCAAAGAAGAUCUAUAACCUACUCAAGACUGAGCCUCAGGAUGAUUCGGGCCUACACAUGCAGGUCAUCGCUUCUAAACUGAAUAUCCCUGCGACCGAAGUGGCCAGGGCUGGUGAGGAGUUGCUCGGUGCUGGUGUGAUCUUCUCCACCAUGGAUGAGCAGACAUGGGCUAUUCUGGAAUAUUAG
Messenger RNA from Penicillium vulpinum, 843 nucleotides. RefSeq lists its product as uncharacterized. NCBI's taxonomy places the organism in Eukaryota, Fungi, Ascomycota, Eurotiomycetes, Eurotiales, Aspergillaceae. Gene Ontology annotation, biological process: double-strand break repair via homologous recombination; nucleotide-excision repair; DNA replication. Bases 1 to 843 code for a protein of 280 amino acids. The record is from RefSeq and is a predicted model, not a curated record. Gene Ontology annotation, cellular component: site of double-strand break; nucleus; DNA replication factor A complex. The transcript has 3 exons. Gene Ontology annotation, molecular function: DNA binding.